Messenger RNA from Oncorhynchus masou masou (cherry salmon), 1325 nucleotides. RefSeq names its product zinc finger protein 239-like. The record is from RefSeq and is a predicted model, not a curated record. NCBI's taxonomy places the organism in Eukaryota, Metazoa, Chordata, Actinopteri, Salmoniformes, Salmonidae. The transcript is spliced from 2 exons. Gene Ontology annotation, biological process: regulation of transcription by RNA polymerase II. The coding region runs from base 1 to 828 and encodes 275 amino acids. Gene Ontology annotation, molecular function: RNA polymerase II cis-regulatory region sequence-specific DNA binding; DNA-binding transcription factor activity.
AUGAAGAAACCACCAAGUCAACACCUCUGCUCCCAGAUUGGAAAGAGUUUUACCAAGUUAGGAAGCCUGAAAGCUCAUGAGAGAAUACACUCAGGGGAGAAGCCUUACCACUGCUACCAUUGUGGAACUAGGUUUACCAAGUUAGGAAGCCUGAAAAGACAUGAGAGGAUACACACCGAAGCGAAGCCUUUCCAUUGCACCCUGUGUGGAACGAGUUUUAACCUUUUAGGAAAUCUGAAAAGAAACGAGAGAAUGCAUACAGGGGAGAAGCCUUUCCAUUGCGCCCAGUGUGGAAAGCAUUUUAUCUUGUUAGGGAACCAGCAAUCUCAUGAGCGAAUACACACCGGGGAGAAGCCAUACCAUUGCGCCCAGUGUGGAAAUAGUUGUUGCGAAUUAGGACACCUGAAAGUGCAUGAGCGAAUCCACACAGGUGAGAAGCCUUACAAAUGCUCCCAGUGUGUAAAGAGAUUUAGCCACUUAGGAAACCUGAAUGAACACAUGAGACUGCACACAGGAGAGAAGCCUUACCACUGCAUCCAGUGUGGAAAUGGAUAUAGCCACUUAGGAAGCCUGAAAGCUCAUGAGCGAAUACACACAGGGGAGAAGCCUUACACAUGCUCAGACUGUGGGAAGACAUAUUACUCAUCCCAGUCACUUAAAAGGCAUGUAAUUACUUAUCCUAGUGUGUUCAUUUAUAUUUCACAUAACAUUAACUUACAAUUCAUCAGAGAACAUGCCCAGUUCUAUCAAUGUCUUAUAUUGUUGAAUGAGAAUGUGUUUACUUGUUUAUACCAUAUCAAAUUGAAUGGUACAAAGUAUACUCAUUAGAAGACAUGAAUUGAAUAUGGAGGCUGUCAGUUUUAAUAUAAAGUAGAUCAGGUUCCUUGUCUAAAUGGUCCUUUUUUAAACUCUAUGUUUGUGUUUAUCUGGGUGUGUCAUUCCAUGAAUAAAGUCCCUCCCAGGAACAGGAAACUAUAAAGAUAUGUGCUAAUCACUCAAUGCUUCAGGAAUUCAGACUGUCUACACUGCACUGUGUAACUCUGUUAUUCUCUCUGAGCUCAGAAAUAAAGAAUCUUGGUUUGACUUGGACUCCAGCAGAUCAUUAUUUUAUAAUAUCCACCACAACUCUCCCAAGGAUUGCUGUUAAGUAAUGUAAACAUAGCAAUAAUUACUAGGAAGCUCUACAUUGGUUUUAAAAUCACACUAAGAUUGUUAAAACCGGCCUCAGGUUGAGAGAUCUGAUUUAGGAUUUACCCUCGUAGCAAGGUUGUUUGAUCAUGUGGAGUUUUCAUUCGGGUCUCUAUUUAAAAAUAACACAGUAUAUU